Vigna umbellata (rice bean) is the source of this 951-nucleotide messenger RNA. RefSeq names its product eugenol synthase 1-like. NCBI's taxonomy places the organism in Eukaryota, Viridiplantae, Streptophyta, Magnoliopsida, Fabales, Fabaceae. Gene Ontology annotation, molecular function: oxidoreductase activity. The record is from RefSeq and is a predicted model, not a curated record.
AUGGAGAGAAAGAAUAGGAUUAUUGUGUUUGGAGGAACUGGCUACAUAGGGAAGCAUUUGGUGAAGGCAAGUCUCUCUUUAGGUCAUCCAACUUUUGUCUACACUCGUCCUUUCACUUCACAAACUCCUCCUUCCAAGACACAACUUUGCAAGGACUUCACCUCCAUGGGAGUCACUCUUCUUCAGGGAGAAGUUGAGCAUGAGCAGAUUUUGGCUGUGAUUAAAGAAGUAGACAUUGUGAUAUGUGCACUUCCAUUCCCUCAAGCUAUGGAGCAACUCAAAAUCAUAGAAGCUAUCAAAGUUGCUGGUAAUAUAAAGAGAUUCAUUCCAACAGGGUUUGGUUCAGAAGAAGAGAGAAUAAAGGCUCUUCCUCCAUUCCAAGCUGUGCUUGAUGAGAAAAGAAAGAUAAGAGAGAAGAUUGAAGCUGCUGGAAUCCCUUAUACUUCUGUCAAUGCAAAUUGUUUUGCUGCAUACUUCAUAAACUAUUUGCUUCACCCACAUCAUAAUGUGAAAGAUAUUGUUGUUUAUGGUACUGGUGAAGCCAAAGCUGUACUAAAUUAUGAAGAAGACGUGGCUAUGUAUAUCAUUAAAGCAGCUAAUGAUCCAAGAACAUGCAAUCGUGUGGUAUCUUGUCGGCCUUUGAAGAACAUCAUAACACAGAAUCAGUUGAUAUCAUUAUGGCAGCAAAAGUCUGCUCAAACUUUUACCAACACUUUCGUUUCUGAGCAAGAAAUUAUCAAACUCUCACAGACCUUGCCCUUUCCUGAGAAUAUUCCAGUUUCCAUCAUUCAUAGUGUAUUUGUGAAAGGAGACCUUACGAGCUUCGACAUUGGAGAAGAUGACCUUGAAGCUUCGUUGCUAUAUCCUGAUUAUAAGUAUACCUCCAUUGAUGAAGUUCUUGAUGUAUUUCUUCUUCACCCUCCAACUCCUGCAUCUACUUCUUUCGGAUGA